Messenger RNA from Saccharomyces mikatae IFO 1815, 1749 nucleotides. It is a transcript of the gene MKS1, whose product is annotated as Mks1p. Lineage: Eukaryota; Fungi; Ascomycota; Saccharomycetes; Saccharomycetales; Saccharomycetaceae. Gene Ontology annotation, cellular component: cytoplasm. The record is from RefSeq and is a predicted model, not a curated record. The coding region runs from base 1 to 1749 and encodes 582 amino acids. Gene Ontology annotation, biological process: negative regulation of transcription by RNA polymerase II; mitochondria-nucleus signaling pathway; regulation of nitrogen utilization. The transcript has a single exon.
AUGUCACGAAAAGCACUUGAAGUACCGAACAUAGGUACCAACAAGUUCUUAAAAGUCACACCUAAUUUAUUCACUCCAGAACGAUUAAACCUAUUUGAUGAUGUAGAACUUUAUCUAACAUUAAUAAAAGCAUCUAAAUGUGUGGAGCAGGGGGAAAGGUUGCACAAUAUUAGUUGGAGAAUUCUAAAUAAAGCUGUUUUAAAAGAGCAUGAUAUUAAUCGAUCUAAAAAGAGAGACGGUGUAAAAAACAUUUAUUAUGUGUUGAAUCCAAAUAACAAGCAAGGAAUAAAGCCAAAACAGGGUACCGUAAAGCAAGCACCAUUUCAGAAGGCAAAUUUACCUCCUACAACGGCAAAACAGAAUGUUUUGGCUCGACCUAUGACAUCACCAGCCAUUGCACAAGGCACACAUGAUAGGUCCUUAGAUAACACUACUUCUACAAACAAUGAAGUGAAAAUUGAUGUUAUUUCAAAUAGACAAUUCUCUAAAUCAACCGCAUCAGGGUUAUUUUCAAGUUUUGCAGACAAAUAUCAAAAGAUGAAGAAUUUCAACCAUACUCCAAAGAAGGAAGAGCCUCAAACUAUUAUUACUGGUUUUGAUACCAGCACUGUUAUAACCAAGAAACCGUUGCAGUCAAGGCGGUCAAGAUCUCCUUUCCAGCAUGUAAGAGAUAUGAGCAUGAACUCCAUAGAUAAGGAGACUUCUAAGAGCAGUAGUCCAACAAUUGAAAAUGUCGGGAGUAGAAAGUCCUCUCUUCCUCAGAAGGAGUCCUUAUUCGGAAGACCCAGGUCUUAUAAGAAUGAACAAAAUGGUCAGUUGUCGCUUUCCAAAACAUCCUCCAGAAAGGGAAAAAACAAAAUCUUUUUUAGUAGUGAAGAUGAAGAUUCCGAUUGGGAUAGCGUUUCAAAUGACUCAGAAUUUUACGCUGAUGAGGAUGAUGAGGAUUACGAUGAUUAUAAUGAAGAAGAAGCAGAUCAAUACUACAGAAGGCAAUGGGACAAGCUUCUAUUUGCUAAAAAUCAACAGAAUCUUGACUCAACCAAAUCAUCUGUUUCUUCAGCGAACACUAUCAAUUCAAGCACAUCACAUGAUCCUGUACGAAAAAGUUUACUUAGUGGACUAUUCCUCAGUGAGGCAAAUAGCACUAUCAGUAAUAAUCACAACAUUGCACACAAUGAAUAUACUUCCAAACAUAAUUCGCCGGUUCCUCAGUCCUCUCAUAGCAGUCAACCGCAACAAAAUCUUCCAAGCGCCAACGGCAUAAAACUACAAAAGCCAUCCUUGAAAACAAGCAAUGUGACUGCCCUAGCAUCGCUAUCUCCUCCACCAGCUGCUAAUAGUGGGCGCUUACCGGUGGAUAUACAAAGGGACAUUCCUUCUAAUAAUGGAUCGAAGCACUUGUAUGAGUCUAAUGCUCCGCUGACUGCCCAGACAAUACUUCCUACCGCCCUAUCUACUCACAUGUUCUUACCUAAUAACAUUCACCAACAACGAAUGGCAAUUGCUACUGGUGGAAGUACGCGGCAUCGUCUCUUGAGACGGGAGUCGAUGGAUAUUCCAUCCAAGAACAGGAAUACUGGAUUUCUAAAGACCAGAAUGGAGAUUUCUGAAGAAGAAAAAAUGGUACGUACAAUAUCACGGCUUGAUAACACAGGUGCUGCAAACGGUAGUGGAAAUGGUAAUGAUGAUGCCACGAAUAAGAGAACCGAAACACUACAUCCUGUGACCAGUAAUGGAGGUCGAAUAUGA